Molecule: messenger RNA, 690 nt
Organism: Rotaria socialis
Lineage: Eukaryota; Metazoa; Rotifera; Eurotatoria; Philodinida; Philodinidae
Source: the annotation of a GenBank genome assembly
AUGGCUGAUCUUCGUAAACGUGUCCAUUCAAUGCUUGGACAGAAUAAUAAUUUGAAAAAUAAUGGUACAGUAAAACAUUUCGUACAAGAAGGUUUUAAAAGGCGAACAAUUUAUGAUAUAAUAAAACGUUAUGAAAUUGGUCUACCAGCCGAAGACUUGCCAAGAAGUGGUCAUCUAACAUCUUUCAAAGGAAAAAUCUUGAAACGUUUACAAAAUGCUGCUGCUAAUCAUAUUGGUGUUAGUCAACGAAAACAGGAAAAACAUUUGAAGGCACCAAAAUAUAAUAAAAGUCAACUCGAACAAGUACCCAAAAAGUGUCGUAAAUUGAGACGUGAAAUCACAACACCCGACACCUUCAUUAUUGUUGAUGACGAAAAAUAUUUUACUUUCUCUCAUGAUGGUAUGCCACAAAAUGGCGGUUUUUAUGCUUUUGAUAAAGAAGAUGUCCCAGAUAGUGUGAAAUAUAAAACAAAAGAGAAAUAUCCGAAAAAAUUUUUAGUUUGGUUGGCAUUGCCAGCCAAAGGUAUCUCAAAACCUUAUAUUGGUGGAACUAAAGGUCCAGCAAUUACCGCCGAUAUUUACAUUAAUAAAUGCUUAAGUAAACUUCGUUCGUUUAUUGAAGAACAUCAUGCUGGUGAUGAAUACUUAGGUCAUACAAAAAGUUCCCAGAUUAUUAAAAAAAAUAUAUAA